This is a messenger RNA of Rosa rugosa (rugosa rose), 5488 nucleotides long. Its product is annotated as putative disease resistance RPP13-like protein 1. The record is from RefSeq and is a predicted model, not a curated record. Lineage: Eukaryota; Viridiplantae; Streptophyta; Magnoliopsida; Rosales; Rosaceae. Gene Ontology annotation, molecular function: protein binding; ADP binding. Bases 193 to 3594 code for a protein of 1133 amino acids. Gene Ontology annotation, biological process: defense response to other organism. The transcript has 12 exons.
UUUAGAGCACUUAUGUAUAGCACUAUUUUGUAAACUCUACUUUCCUCUGCUUUUCUCAACUGUGAUUCCAUUUGCAAGAAGAUAAGGAAAUACUGGUCUGGAGUCGACGGAGGUUCCUCUGAGCGUACCGUAAGUUACAGAAAGCUUGCAAAGGCCAAAGGAACCAGAUCUGAAGCAAUUUGAUAGGAAACCAUGGCUCUGGCAGUUGUGGGUGGAGCUUUUCUCUCUUCUGCUCUUGCUGUUCUGUUUGAUAGGAUGGCUUCCCGUCCGGUUCUUGACUUUAUCCGAGGAAAGAAGACCACCAAGGGGCUGAUCCAGACGUUGAAGAUGAAGUUGUUGUCGGUUAAUAAGUUGCUCGAUGAUGCAGAGGAGAAGCAACUCAAAGACUCUGGAGUCAGGGAAUGGCUUAAUGACCUUAAAGAUGUUCUGUAUCGUGCCGAUGACCUGUUGGAUGAAAUCAAGACUGAAGUUCUGCGGUGCAAGAUGGAACAAGAAGAUUCUGGAAGCAGCAGCACAAAUCAGGUACUGAACUCUAGUUCCAUUUCCAUUCAUCAACUUGACAAAGGGAUACAGGAGAUUCUUGACGAAUUAGAACCUAUUGUCAACGCAAAAAAUGUGCUUGAUUUGAAAGAGGGUGUUAAGGAUAGACCACAAGGAAGACUGCCUACAACUUCUUUGGUAGUAGAGUCUAGUGUAUAUGGAAGGGAUGAAGAAAAGGAGGCCAUUAUCAAGUUAUUGUUAGCGGAUGGUAUAACUGGAAAUAAGACAGAAGUGCUUCCAAUUGUGGGCAUGGGUGGGCUUGGAAAGACCACUCUUGCUCGACUCGUAUUCAACGACGACAGAGUCAAGCAACAUUUUGAUCAUCAGUCGUGGUUUUGUGUUUCUGAAGGAUUUGAUAUUACCAAAAUAACACAGUAUAUUUACGGGUCACUGACUUCAUCAGAAGUUUGUAAUAUCACAGACCUAGACAGUCUUCAAGUUAAACUAAAGACGGCUUUGACAGGGAGGAAAUUUCUCUUUGUUUUCGACGAUGUUUGGACUGUGAAGGAAGGGGAGUGGGAACUCUUGAGCCAACCCUUUGAGAGUGGAGGUCAUGGAAGUAAGAUCAUUGUCACAACACGUGAUAAAGGUGUCGCAGCCGGGAUGGAUAAAGGUAUCGCAGACUGGAUGGGUACCCUUGAAAUUCCACAUUUAACGCUACUAUCUGAGGAAACCUGCUGUUCGUUGUUCUCAAAACAUGCCUUCAAGAAUGCAGGUGUUACUGCAGAUCCGUCGCUUGAAGUGAUUGGAAAGCAGAUUGCUAAAAAGUGUAAAGGACUCCCUUUAGCUGCAAAAUCACUUGGGUGUCUUUUACGUUCUGAACCAAAUAUUGGGAAAUGGGACGAAGUAUUGAACAAUGACAUAUGGGAGUUGCUAGAUAAAAAUAGUGCCAUUUUGCCAGCUCUAUGGUUGAGCUACCAUUAUCUACCUCCACAUCUGAAGCGUUGUUUUGCUUACUGUUCCAUAUUUCCUCAAGAUUAUGAGUUUUACAAAUCGAAGCUGGUUUUGUUGUGGAUGGCUGAAGAUCUCUUACCACUGAGAUCGAAGACUACAAUUGAAGAAGUUGGAGAGAACUACUUUGAUGAUCUAGUGUCAAGGUCAUUUUUUCAACAUGUACCUAAUCACUUUUCUGGUAAAGCAGUUUUCACAAUGCAUGACCUUAUCCAUGACUUAGCAAACUUUGUCUCCGGAGAGUUUUGUGUUAGGUUGGAGGACAAUGACUCAGUGCUGGAAAAUGUUAGCAAGAGUCGUCACUUUUCGUGUGCAACCGGCAGUUUUGAUCAAUGGGACAGUUUGUAUGAAGCCAAGUAUUUGAGGACCUUUCUAGUAUCAGGAUAUAAAUGGGACCAACGUCCCAACUUAGAUUUUGAUAUAUUCUUGAAGCUUCAGUGUUUAAGAGUGCUCAAUUUAUCAAGUUACAAUAUUGGUGAGCUGCCUAGUUCAAUUAGCAAGUUGAAGCAUCUAAGGCACUUGGACUUGUCUGACUCAUCAAUUAAAAAGUUACCUGAUGAAAUGUGUACUUUAUAUAAUUUACAGACGUUACUGUUGUCGGGGUGUAGCAAGCUAGUUGAGUUGCCAACUGAUUUGGGAAGAUUAAUCAACUUGCGUCAUCUUGAUAUUGAAGACACAAAGAUAGAAAAGAUGCCACCAAGGAUGGGCAAAAUGAAAGAUCUCCAAACAUUAAGAGGUAGGUUUCUCCUAGACAAAUGCACUGGUGAUAACAUUGUCGAGAUUAAAGAGCUUCAGCAGUUGCGCGGAAGACUUUGGAUCUCGGGGCUUCGCAAUAUUGUGCAUGUCACAGAUGCCAUUAUGAGAAAGAAGAAGCAUCUGGAUGAAUUAGUUUUGGAAUGGGGAGGCAAGUCUGGUGACACCGACGAUUCACAAAAAGAGAGAGAUGUGCUGGAGAACCUCCAACCUCAUACAAAUCUAAAAGAACUCACCAUUCGAUCUUACGGGGGCACAAGAUUUCCAGGUUGGUUGGAAGAUCUUUCUAGUUUAUCUAAUCUGGUUCGUCUUCGACUUCUGGAUUGCGGAAAUUGUUUGUCCUUGCCAUCAGUUGAGCAGCUACCCUCCCUCCAAGUGCUUGAGAUUGAAGGAUUAAUUAAUGGAGUGGUGACUGUGGGUUCUCAGCCUUUUCCUAAUCUUCGUAAGCUACGUCUGAGGUCUUGUCCCGAGGUAACCGGGACAUUCAUGUUAUCAGUUGAGCAGCUACCCUCCCUCCAAGAGCUUGAGAUUGAAGGAUUUAAUGGAGUGGUGACUGUGGGUUCUAAGCCUUUUCCUAAUCUUCGUAAGCUUCAUCUGAAAUCUUGUCCCGAGGUAACCGGGGCAUUCAUGUUAGCCUGCUUCCCAAAGCUUGAAAGCCUCGAUUUGGUGGAUGUGAAUGUAGAAUCUCUUAAUUCCACUACAGUACUCCUCUCCCUUGUCCAACUUGAGAUAUCGUCAUGCCCAAAUCUUGUUUGUUUUGGCGAUGGAGGGCUGGAUGCGCCCAACUUGAAGACCAUGACAAUCUAUAACUGUUCGAAACUGAGGUCAUUGCCGCAACACAUGCACAACCUUCUCCCAUCUCUCAGCUACUUGGAACUAUCUGAUUGUCCAGAAUUGGAAUCAUUUCCCGAAGGGGGAUUGCCGUCUAAGUUGGAACACUUGCGCAUCCGGCGUUGCAAGAAACUCCUCAUUGGAAACCGUAUGCAGUGGGGUCUACCAACACUCACCUCUCUUAAAUUAUUGAGCGUCCACUUUGAGGGAUGUGAACAAGUUGUAGAUUCAUUUCCAGACGAGGGGCUGCUGCCCACCACUCUCGGAUCACUCUACAUCAACUGUAUUUCGAAGCUGGACGGCAAGGGGUUUAGACAACUCACCUCUCUUAAACAGUUGAAAAUUUGGAAUUGCCGUGAACUCCGGUGCUUGCCAGAUGAAGGGCUACCCACUUCUCUUUCUUCUCUGGACAUCUAUGAUUGUCCUUUACUAGAACAACGUUGCCAGAGAGAGACAGGGGAAGAUUGGCCCAAGAUUGCUCACAUCAAGACCAUUCGAAUCAAUUUCAAAUCUAUAUGACGUGCAACGGUAAUUAUCCAAUUCUCUGAUCUGGUUUCAGGUGUUGAAUUAGUAGUCAUUUCAUUGGACUGGGCAGUACCUUCUUAAAAUAUCUUCAUGCCCAAAUUUUGUUUGUUUUCGCGAUGGAGGGCUGGAUGCGCCCAACUUCAAGACCAUAACAGUCAAAACAUGUCCGAAAGUGAGGUCUUUGCCGCAACACAUGCACAACCUUCUCCCAUCUCUCAGCUGCUUGUGGUUAGUUGAUUGUCCAGAAUUGGAAUCAUUUCCCGAAGGGGGAUUGCCGUCUAAGUUGGAAGGAUUGGGCAUCCUGCGUUGCAAGAAACUCCUCAUUGGAAACCGUAUGCAGUGGGGUCUACCAACACUCACCUCUCUCCAUCUCUUGAGCGUCGACUUUGAAGGAUGUGAACAAGUUGUAGAUUCAUUUCCAGACGAGGGGCUGCUGCCCACCACUCUCGGAGACCUUGAGAUCUACAGUAUUUCGAAGCUGGACGGCAAGGGGUUUACACAACUCACCUCUCUUAAACGGUUGACAAUUCAAGGUUGCCCUGAACUCCGGUGCUUGCCAGAUGAAGGGCUACCCACUUCCCUUUCUGAUCUGUACAUCGAUCGUUGUCCUUUACUAGAACAACGUUGCCAGAGAGAGACAGGGGAAGAUUGGCCCAAGAUUGCUCACAUCAAGAACAUUGAUAUCAAUGGCAGACCUAUAUGACGUGCAAUGGCUACAUGUGCUUUGUAAUUCCCUGAGAUGAUUCCACUGCUGAGUCUCUGGAUAGAAAUUUCCUGUCGAUGUUGGACAAGGUUCUGAAUUAGUAGUGCUAACACGCGAGUACAAGACUGUGGCCAGAGGAAUGGUUGCCAAUGUAUACAGGAUUUUGUUUUCUACAAAACGAAGAAGGUAACAAAAGAGGAUGUGUGAAAAGUUUCCUGGUAAUGCUCAAUUCAUCCAUGGCUACACAUUUGUCAAGUUCCAUGGAUUUCAGGGUGCUCUACAUUAUGUCUUUAUUGUGGACCAAUCAGAGCAUUUGCAUAUAUGAAGUAUGCAAUUGCAGGUGGCUCUAGUACUUUCAGCACCAACUUCACUGUUGCCUCUCGGUUCCCUUGUUUAUUCGGUUACUGUCCAGUUUGGAGCCUCUAAGUCAUCACUUACUGAAAAGUUCUAGGUUUCAAGUGUUGAAUUAGUGGUUUGAAUAAUUUCCAUAAGGCUAGCUACUUAAGCCACCAUUCUUUUCUUCGGAACUUAUGCAUUGGUGAUUAUUAGAUAAAAUGAUUCCCUCCUCUCAUAAUUGGCAGGGCAAUGUUUGCUGCUGUAUAUAGGCUGUUGUUUUCUAAUAAAAGAAAACUGUCACAAACAGGAUGUGUACAAAGAAUUUCCUGAGUUGUGUAAAUAAUGCUAAGAAGUGACGCAGCGAAAUGAAUAUCAAGGAUGAUGGGCAUCCAUUUGGAAUGGAGGAGAUGGAAUUCUAUGAGGAAGUGAAAAUGGAAUAUGCAAAAGAGAAAUUAGGUGACGAUUCUUAACAGAAGGCUGCUAUCAAGGCUUCCAAAAAAUCAAAGAAUUAAUUCUGAUGCCGCACAUUACGGGAAGCAAACUUUUGUGCUUGUUAAUUGAUUGCCGGCUUGCUGCAAGUAAAAUGGAUUCUUACUGUGCUGCAAUAUGCUUGUAGAAGAGAAGAACUGAAGCAGUAAUGAAUUUGUGAAACAAUGUUCAAAUCUUCAACUUUUUUCCUUUUUCUAUUUGCAUUUCAAUGUAAUGUUAUAAUCUUGAGAUAAUGAGAGUAGAUUACUAGACAGUCUCAUGUUAUAAUCUUCAAUUCUUGCAUCAGAAGUUUGUCUCUAGACACUUUGGCAUAAACUUUCAGAGUUUCAAGUUUCAUAAACACUUAAACUAUUCAAACUU